AUGGAGGACUACUCCCAACUAUGCCGUAACAUCAUCCAGGAUGUCUAUGGUUCUUUGCUUGCCCGCAUCUUCCAGAUCCUCUCCCAACGAGGUCGCCUUUCUGCACCACAAAUCGCCCAGAGAUGUCGACUGCCUCUACGUCAAAUAAAAUCUGCACUGGCUACUUCAAUUCAGCUCCGAUUGAUUUAUCACCAUACUAAUCCGGAUGGUCUAUCGACCUAUCAGGCCAACCAUAAGAACGCCUAUAUGCUAUUGAGAUCAGGUCGUCUGAUUGAACUCGCUCGAGAUACUGGAGGUCCUUCAGCUGCAUAUAUAUUGAGGGAAUUGACUGUGUUGGGUUACGCAACUGUACGAGAACUCAAAGCUCGAACCUGUGGUGAUGACAGCCCGGGACAUAUUGAGAUUCACUCACAGCAAGUGAAUGGUGAUCGGCACGACUCGACAACCCUGGAUUCGGGUCACAUGAGCCAUUCCAAUUUUGAAAACAGCAUAGCACAUCUCAUCGACAACGGCUACAUUACCAAACUCCGGGAUGCACAUUUCCGGUCGACCUUUGACGCAUGGCAGGAAGUUGAACGCCAGAUGAACAACAAUGACGGAGGUGGUUCUGCAGCCAAGACAAAGAAGGCACAAAUCGACCAAGAUGCAAGAGUCCUUGAAGAACUUGAGGCUCGAUUGAUUGACGAGGUUUCUGCAGAUAACGUCUUGCGGGAGCUUUCAGCGAACCAAGGCUCCAAGCAGAGUAUCCUUUGUGCCAACUACUCUAGCUUGACAUAUGCCUUGCGUAACCGAUCGCUUGCGAAGGCGGCAGAAAAGACAUUUGGCCGCUUGACUUCCAAGGUCGCCAAAGCAGCAGCUAUGCAGGUUGAUCUGCACCUCAACUCUGUGAGCACACCUUCACCGAAUGAUGGUCCCGAAAAACCAAAGGCCCUGGACAUCGAUCAAAUAGUGGAAGACAUGCGCGCCGAUGACGCUCACUCGCUUCGUGAGACGAAGCCAAGCACAAAUGGAUGGUCUGAGGACAGACCUAUCAAUGGUGCCCAUGCCUCUCUGAAUGGCACGCAUGAUCGGUCGGAUGUCAUUCGUCAUCUUUCAAUCUUAGCUGAAGGACCAUUCUCUUUCUUCGAAUACAAUCACAUCAUAGACACUUGGUUUGUCCACCAACGAGCGUUGUAUGCCUAUCUCCGCAACCUGGAGCUUAUGCGCCUGAUGGCUGAAGGCCUAUCUUUCAGCGAUCCGAAGUUGAGGAUUGUGCGGAUGUUGAGUGACAAGGGUAAAUUGGACGAAAAAAAUCUGCAGGAGCUCGGUCUGCUCAAUGCCAAGGAACUUCGACAAAGCCUAGCCUCUUUACAUACGGCAGGUCUCUUGGAACUGCAGGAAGUUCCAAGAGAACCGCAACGACAGCCAAAUCGGACAAUAUUCCUCUGGUUCUAUGAUGCUGAGCGGGUGCGAAAGCUGUAUCUCAACAAGCUCUACAAAACCAUGUCAAGAUUGUUUCAGCGGUUGGAGGUCGAACGAUGCCGCCUCGCCACAACCUUGACUAAAAUUGAGAGGACUGAUGUUCAAGGGAUAGAAGAGGAUAUUCUAUCCGCCGCUGAAUUGAAAGUCUUGAGUCAGUGGCGACAACGGGAAGCAUGGUUCAUGGCAGAGAUCAGCCGAAUCGAUGACUCUGUCUCCAUCUUGCGAGACUUACAGGCCGCGUGA
Exophiala bonariae is the source of this 1704-nucleotide messenger RNA. RefSeq lists its product as uncharacterized. Gene Ontology annotation, cellular component: RNA polymerase III complex. Gene Ontology annotation, molecular function: single-stranded DNA binding. The transcript has 4 exons. NCBI's taxonomy places the organism in Eukaryota, Fungi, Ascomycota, Eurotiomycetes, Chaetothyriales, Herpotrichiellaceae. The record is from RefSeq and is a predicted model, not a curated record. Gene Ontology annotation, biological process: DNA-templated transcription. The coding region runs from base 1 to 1704 and encodes 567 amino acids.